Molecule: messenger RNA, 3024 nt
Organism: Epinephelus fuscoguttatus (brown-marbled grouper)
Lineage: Eukaryota; Metazoa; Chordata; Actinopteri; Perciformes; Serranidae
Product: sodium/potassium/calcium exchanger 2-like
Exons: 12
Coding region: 746-2695 (649 amino acids)
Biological process (GO): long-term synaptic potentiation; intracellular calcium ion homeostasis; calcium ion transmembrane transport
Cellular component (GO): membrane
Molecular function (GO): calcium channel activity; calcium, potassium:sodium antiporter activity
Source: RefSeq, a predicted model, not a curated record
UCCAUCACUCGCACAUAACCUUGAAAUGACCUAAAGCGUACACACAAGUCUGCAGCUGAGCUGAAGCAUAUCCACCUGUUCCGUCAUUAGAGGGGUAAAAAAAUGGAAAUCAGUGGAAAUACUGCCUUUGCUGUGUAACCACGGCAACUCCUCCCUCAAAAUGCAACAUCACCAAAGCCCCCACCGCGUGAAGCGAGCAGGGAAGGAUGCGCCGUUUGCCGCUUACCUGGCUUUAUUAAUAAACCGAGCGGUUCACGUGGUCAGCGCAGCCCAGCACAAUAUUCUGCUACAUUAGCAAGGUAUUUUCGACCGGGUGUUUUUUUUUUUUUCUUCCUCCUCUCAUCCGAGACGGGAGGGAUGCUGCUGCUGCUGCUGCUGCUGCUGUGAGGGAGAGAGGUGAGCGCAGUUGGAAAAGCAUUUUUUUCCUCCUCUCCAAAGCUCCUCCUCUGUCGUCGGAGAGCGGAGACCGGUCACAUUUUUUGCUCAAUGAGAGCAAGAGGGCACCGGAGAGGAUUUCCUAAUUUCAACGUGCUGCUGUGCCGUGCGGCUGUUUUCUCGCCUCUGUCAAAGAGGCUAAUAUGAAGACAUCAUUUGGCAAACCAGACCCCGGAAAGCACCCACAGUCCUUUCAACUGAUUUGAAACUGAAAACAAGCACCAUGCAGUGUCUCCGGUAAAACCUGCUCCCCACUCUCCCCUCUACCUACCCAGCCAUUGAGAGUGAGGACACCACGAGCUGCACAGACAUGGGUUCAGAUCAGCCCUGCAUGGAUUCACCAGAGAGAAGGCCUAUGGUGGGUGCUGCCUGUAAGCGGCAGGCCCACCGGUGUCUGCGGAGAAAGCUGAGGCCCGUGCGAAUCUUAGGGUUCGUCCUCAGCCUGGUGGCCAUAAGUGCUGUCUCCCUCAGUGCCUUGACCUGGAGCUCAGGGGGCUUCAGCGAGCCAGUGCUCCCCCAGGAGAGUCUCCACCAGUCGGCCCCCCACCGGACUCUACUUUUCACCCAACACCAGAGGGACCCUAACGUGUCAGCCGACAUGCCAAUAGCCAUGAAAUCUACAGCAGAUAGCAACAACAGCCAGGGGGAGUACCCGCCAGACAUUUUCACCCUUGAGGAGAGGCGCCAAGGAGCAGUGCUCCUCCACAUGUUUGGCAUGAUCUACAUGUUCAUUGCCUUAGCCAUAGUGUGUGACGAGUUCUUCGUCCCAGCGCUGACCGUCAUCACGGAGAAGCUGUCCAUUUCGGAUGACGUAGCGGGUGCCACCUUCAUGGCAGCAGGCGGCUCAGCCCCAGAGCUCUUCACCUCCAUCAUCGGUGUCUUCAUCUCACACAGCAACGUGGGCAUCGGGACCAUCGUGGGCUCGGCCGUCUUCAACAUCCUCUUCGUGAUUGGGAUGUGUGCCAUCUUCUCCAAGGAGAUCCUCAACCUAACAUGGUGGCCGCUCUUCCGCGACGUCUCCUUCUACAUCCUGGAUCUGAUCAUGCUCAUCAUCUUCUUCCUGGAUAACUUCAUCUCCGUGUGGGAAAGUGUCGCCCUGCUCUCAGCCUACGCCACCUACGUGAUCUUCAUGAAGUGCAACAGCAGAGUCGAGAGCUUCGUCAAAAAUUGCAUGAGCAAGAACCAAGUGGUAGAAGUAGAAGUACAGCCCAAGGAUGAGAAGGCAAGUCCUGGGGCGCCGGAGGAUGACGGCAAGUUGUCGGCCAGGCCUCGGCUUCAGAGGGGGGGUAGCUCCGCCUCCCUGCACAACAGCUUGAUGAGGAACAGCAUUUUCCAGCUGAUGAUUCACACGUUGGACCCUUUAAGUGAAGAAUUUGCUGACUCUGAGCUUGGGACUUAUGGGAAACUAAAAUAUUAUCACUCAAUGACUGAGGAAGGGAAAUUCCGAGAGAAGGCAUCCAUCCUUCACAAGAUCGCUAAAAAGAAAUGCCAAGUGGAGGACAGCGAGAAGGCCAAUGGAGUGGCAAGCCGUUCAGAUAAGAACCUUCCAAACAGCUCCAGCGUGGAAGUGGAAGUGACACCACCCAUGAACGGAACAGCAGGUCAAGAGGGGGAGACGGCGGAGGAUGAGGAGGAGGAGGACCAGCCUCUGAGCCUGUCCUGGCCUGAGUCCAACCGCAAGCGCUUCACCUACCUCUUAAUCAUGCCUAUUGUCCUUCCCCUGUGGCUGACGCUGCCUGACGUCAGAAAGACGGCGUCAAAAAAGUUCUUCCCCAUCACCUUCCUGGGUGCCAUCGCCUGGAUUGCGGGCUUCUCCUACCUAAUGGUGUGGUGGGCUCACCAGGUUGGAGAGACCAUUGGGAUUACAGAGGAGAUUAUGGGCCUGACUAUAUUAGCAGCUGGAACCUCCAUCCCUGACCUCAUCACCAGUGUUAUUGUGGCACGCAAGGGGCUGGGGGAUAUGGCUGUAUCCAGCUCCGUAGGCUCCAACAUCUUCGACAUUACUGUUGGACUGCCGUUCCCCUGGCUCUUGUGGUCCCUUUUCAGGAACCUGCAACCGGUGCAAGUCAGCUCCAAUGGUCUCUUCUGUGCCAUCGUGCUCCUCUUCAUCAUGCUCCUCUUCGUCAUCAUCUCCAUCGCUGCCUGCAAGUGGCGCAUGAGCAAGCUGCUGGGCUUCAUCAUGUUCAUGCUGUAUUUUGUCUUCCUGGUGGUCAGCGUCAUGCUGGAGGACAAGGUCAUAACCUGCCCGGUGUCCGUCUGAGGACCUUCGAGGACCCACUUCCAAAUCCCACAACCACCACCACCGAUACGACCCACAACCACCACCACCGAUACGACCAUCCUUCUUGUCUGCCAUCGCUCUCACCUGACCCUUGUGAUCCUUUAUCCCAGGAAUAAAAGAAGAAGAAGGACGACUGAACAAGAAAAUAUAAAAAAUAUGAAAAAAUAUGGGCUCUACAUAUUUUUAGUUAAUAGGUGGUGGCAGGGAGGGGUGAAACCAACAAUGGCACAAGACUUUGGCUUGUGCCAGUUUAGCAUAGGCCUAACCUGAGUGGAUUUUUAUUUAUUAUUAUAAUUAUUAUUAUUUAA